UGCAGAGAUUUUGCAGAAGGAAAAGUAGGAUCAUCAGAACAGAGCAUGCCAUUCCUUAAAAGAACUUUUCAAAAUCCAUCACGUUCGGCCCUGCUGGACGCUCAGUCGAAGAAAUGUGGGACACGUGCGACCGUUUUCUCCGUCAAUGGAGACCAAUACACCGGGGAGUGGCUCGACAACAAAAAACAUGGAAAGGGCACUCAGGUGUGGAAGUCCGGGAAUAUUUACAACGGUGACUGGAAGGCGGGAAAUUGUGACGGAUACGGCACCUUUAGUGUUCUUCAACGCAACACAAAGACAUAUGCAAAGAAGUAUUGCGGCGAAUGGAAAAAUGGGAUGAAGCAUGGCCACGGUGUAUACUUGUACAACAGUUCUUCAGUGUAUGAGGGUCAAUGGAAUGAGAACCAUCGAAGCGGUUGGGGAAGAAUGCUCUUUAACAGCGGAGACAUUUACGAGGGAGAGUGGAAAAAUGAUAAAGAGCACGGUUUUGGUAUCCUUCAUUAUGCAAACGGGAAUCUGUACGAAGGGUCCUGGAGGUACGGCGCGAAAGAUGGGAACGGAAAGUUGUACUACCGUGACAAAGCGCAACAGUAUCAAGGUCUCUGGGUGCGAGGGGAACCCAAAUGCGGGACUUUGGAGGACUUGGGAGAACAUGGGGCGCAACCGGCAAAGUGUCCAAUUCCACAGAACAAACUCAUGGAUAUGCAAAAAGUUCUUCAAGAGGCCAAGCUGGCUCAUCUCAAUCGCUGAUGUACGAAGCAAAUUUUUUCACAAAAUAAAGUUGAAUUUCUACUUCCAUGUCAGGACUGAUACACAAUGGGAAAGGUGUGAUCAUGUGCCCUUGAUGGCAAUAGAUGUCCAAUCCAUUUGAAAUGGGAGGUCUGGCAGCGAUUAAAUAGCCCUAACAGUUCAAAUUAGGGCUGCAAUUAUCGAUUAUUUUCGUAGUCGAUUAAUCGAUGAACCAUUAGUUCGAAUAAUCGAGUAAUCGGAUAAGGAACAUGAAAAAUUAAAUUACCUGAGCCUCAAACAGUAUAAUAAAUAAAUGAGGAUCUACUGUAUGUACA
Corythoichthys intestinalis (scribbled pipefish) is the source of this 1064-nucleotide messenger RNA. It is a transcript of the gene morn3, whose product is annotated as MORN repeat containing 3. The coding region runs from base 46 to 750 and encodes 234 amino acids. Lineage: Eukaryota; Metazoa; Chordata; Actinopteri; Syngnathiformes; Syngnathidae. The record is from RefSeq and is a predicted model, not a curated record. The transcript is spliced from 6 exons.